Diabrotica virgifera virgifera (western corn rootworm) is the source of this 369-nucleotide messenger RNA. Its product is annotated as glutamic acid-rich protein-like. NCBI's taxonomy places the organism in Eukaryota, Metazoa, Arthropoda, Insecta, Coleoptera, Chrysomelidae. The transcript has a single exon. The record is from RefSeq and is a predicted model, not a curated record. The coding region runs from base 1 to 369 and encodes 122 amino acids.
AUGGAACCAUUAAAAAAACCAAAGGAACGGGGAAAAAAAAAAGAGGACGACUACAGGCAAAAGAAACAGGACGAAGCGAAGACUAACAAAAACGAGAAUGGGGAAGAACUUUCGCACGACGGCAAAAUGGAAGAAAUAGAGGAGCGAAAGAGGUUUGAGGAAGAAAUGUUAAAGAGGCAUCAGAAUCAGCCAAAAAUAAACAGGUCGGGUCCCAUAACACACUCGACAUUAUUGGACAACAUGCUAGAAGAAAUUAAUAGAGAAGACGAAGAGAAAGAAGGAGAUGCAGAGGAGGGGGAACCCUCGGCGGAAACAAUAGAAGUGGAAGGAGAGGAAAAUAAAAGAGAAGAGCAAACGGAGACACACUGA